Molecule: messenger RNA, 1245 nt
Organism: Beauveria bassiana ARSEF 2860
Lineage: Eukaryota; Fungi; Ascomycota; Sordariomycetes; Hypocreales; Cordycipitaceae
Exons: 5
Coding region: 1-1245 (414 amino acids)
Source: RefSeq, a predicted model, not a curated record
AUGACUUCAGAAACGCCGCUGUACGGCGCUGGGCCGCCGAAUGCCAGCAAGAGUCUCAACUCGUUGGAAAACGGAGCUCUCCCCACGCAUAUCGAGGCAUGCUUUGAAGGGGCGUUCGAACUGGUUUCUGAAGAGUCGCCAUUUCAGGGACUGCUAUCGCAGUGCUCGGAACAAUUGGUGGACUGCCAAAGAAAAAAAACGACGUACCUACGCAUCGAGCUCUGCGUUACGGUAGAACUAUCCCGCCUUGGCAUCCGGGGAAGUAUCAUUGUUCAUAACGGCUCUGGUACACGAUCCACAUGGCUCUAUGCUCGCCGCCACUUCGAAGAUAUGCCUCCCGAGCGAGAGCAAAUAGUUGUAGGCUACAAGCCUGCCGGAGUCGAUGAGAUGGUGCUGUUUGAUUUCGCGUUCUUCGCGCACAAGCUUGGAUUCAGAACCACUGAAAUUGAAAAGCUGCUCCAGGACCAGUUCCAUUUCGAGGAUAUCAAGUCAAGCAUCUCUGUUAUCACAGGUGUAAUAGAAACAGCUGGCCUCGUUUCCAAUAACCAAGCUGUUAAUGUGGACGAGCAUGAGCCGCGCCCAAAGCACGAGGCGUCUAUAACGCUUAAGCAACGGGAGGUGGAACAGGUCAUUCGACUCGAGAGCCUCGCGGCCAAUGAGCGAAAGCACUAUGCUCGUAAUACGCAACUGGAACAGUCUCGAGCGGAUGUAGGAGGAGAAAUACGGCUGGAUCGUGUUACCACCACCAUUGACCAGCCAACUGAAGAUGACGACGUCAGUGAGACAGAACGACUGCUGCAGGUAUCGGCGCAGCUUAGUGAAAAGCAGAACGAGCUGAACAGGCUAGAGGGGAUAGAACGCAACAAGCGCUUGGUCAUUCGACAAUUGGAGGAAGAGGAAGUGCGGUUACGUUCCUCCAUCCAUGGUCUGUCAAUUACAGUCAGAGCGCUCACAGAAGACGAACAGGCGAAAGUUGACUCGAUAGCGUCACCGAAAGAACAACAACACUCCACUAACAACAAGCUCGUGGAGAAGGAGAUGCGCUUGCGACAGAAUAUUGACCUUCUGGAAGUAUGCCGAGAGCGCCUGGAGGCGGAUAUCAAAGCUGCCACGGAGGAGAAGGAUAUUUUGUCUCAUGCGCUUUUGGCUGAGAAACAAAUUGUGAAUUCUACAGAUAUGCGUGGGGGAAGCCAAGACAUUGAUGAGCUUCGGAGCGACGCCAACCUUUGGAGAACGUACCAUUAA